Molecule: messenger RNA, 2232 nt
Organism: Pogona vitticeps (central bearded dragon)
Lineage: Eukaryota; Metazoa; Chordata; Lepidosauria; Squamata; Agamidae
Gene: ACAD9
Product: acyl-CoA dehydrogenase family member 9
Molecular function (GO): acyl-CoA dehydrogenase activity; flavin adenine dinucleotide binding
Source: RefSeq, a predicted model, not a curated record
AACCCGUAGUGAACCCGGAAUCUCCGCCUACAGUGCAUGUUUAACCUUUAUAAGUCUACGAGAGGAACCGUGCCUGUCUGUGGGCGGAGGCUGUCUUACGUCAUCGGCGCGCGCGUCGGGUGGCCGCAGAGCAGCGCGACGAGCGGCGGGUCUGGUUAGAGACAUGAACGGGCUGGGCGUUCUCUGCCGGGCGGCGCUGCGGGUCUCCUUCUCCGCCGGCGCCAGGCCGUUGCAUACCGGCUGUUGCCGGCCGUUUUUCGCUCGGGAGCUUUUCUUGGGGAAGAUAGUGAAGGAACAGGUUUUUCCUUAUCCUGAAAUUAGCAAUGAAGAAUUGGGAGAAAUCAACCAGUUUGUGGGACCAGUAGAAAAAUUCUUCCAUGAAGAAGUGGAUUCUAAAAAAAUUGAUCAAGAUGCUAAAAUUCCCCAAGAAACCCUUGAUGGAUUGAAGAACCUGGGGCUUUUUGGCAUGCAGAUUCCAGAAGAAUAUGGUGGUCUUGGUCUUUCAAAUAUAAUGUACGCACGUUUAGGAGAAAUAAUAUCUCAGGAUGGAUCUGUUGCAGUAACUUUAGCAGCACAUCAAGCUAUAGGCCUAAAGGGAAUUCUCAUUGCAGGUACUGAAGAACAAAAGAAAAAAUAUCUACCUAAACUGGCUUCUGGGGAGCACAUUGCAGCAUUUUGUCUCACUGAACCAGGAAGUGGAAGUGAUGCUGCAUCCAUCCAAACCAGGGCCACUUUGAGUGAAGAUGGGAAAAGCUAUAUAUUAAAUGGUUCAAAGAUAUGGAUCUCAAAUGGUGGCAUUGCAGAUAUCUUUACUGUAUUAGCAAGAACUGAGAUUGUUGACAAGGAUGGCACAGUAAAAGACAAAAUCACUGCUUUCAUUGUGGAAAGAGCUUUUGGUGGAAUCACUAAUGGGAAGCCUGAGGACAAGCUUGGCAUUCGUGGAUCUAAUACUUGUGAAGUGCACUUUGAAAACACAAAAGUUCCAAUAGAAAAUGUUAUUGGAGAAGUUGGAGGAGGAUUUAAGGUUGCUAUGAAUAUUUUAAACAGUGGAAGAUUUAGCAUGGGCAGUGGAUGUGCAGGAAUGAUUAAGAAAUUGAUUGAAAUAACAGCACAAUAUGCUUGUACGAGGAAACAGUUUAAUAAGAAGUUGAGUGAAUUUGAAUUAAUUCAGGACAAGUUUGCCCUUAUGGCUCGGAAAGCCUACGUAAUGGAAAGCAUGGCCUAUCUCACUGCAGGAAUGAUGGAUAGGCCUGGGAUAUCAGAUUAUUCUAUUGAAGCAGCCAUGGUUAAAGUGUUUAGUUCUGAAGGUGCAUGGGACUGCGUAAGUGAAGCUUUACAAAUUCUUGGAGGACAUGGUUACAUGAAAGCUUAUCCAUAUGAACGUUAUCUCCGAGAUAGCAGGAUACUUAUGAUUUUUGAGGGAACAAAUGAAGUUCUGCGAAUGUAUAUUGCUUUGACAGGCAUGCAGUAUGCAGGAAAGAUCUUGACUGACCAAAUAAAGGAAAUUAGGAAGGGCAGUUUGGGUCAUACGUUCAAUUUCAUUGUAAACCGGCUUCAAGAUGAGUUUGGUCGAAAAGUAGAUUUUGGUCUUAUGAAUGAAGAUGGGAGAAGUGGAGUGGUGCAUCCCAGUCUGCAUGAAAGUGCCAAGAAGCUUGAAAUGAAUGUUUAUUAUUUUGGAGUAACAGUUGAAGGCUUGCUAAGGAGGUUUGGCAAGACUAUUGUGGAUGAGCAGUUGGUUCUUAAAAGAGUGGCAAACAUGCUCAUUAAUAUAUAUGCAAUGACAGCAGUUAUAUCCAGAGCUAGUCGAUCCAUCACCAUUGGUUUGCGCAAUCAUGAUCAUGAGGUGUUGCUUGCAAACAUUUUCUGCACUGAAGCAUUUUUACAGAAUAAUUAUGCAAGGGCGGAGUUGGAGAAAAAUAAUAUUGAAAAUAUGGAUGACAGUAUUAAAAAAGUGGCCAAGCAGGUGCUAGAGAAAAGAACCUAUGUUUGUUCACAUCCACUUGAUAGAACAUUCUGAUGGUCGGGAAAAUGAUUCCACUGAUGUCUAAAGUGUUCCUACUUUAAUAUACCACUGGAGCCAAAUAUCCCACAGUACAACUGAAUAUAUGAAAACAAGAUCUUCAAGUUUGUCAUUAGGCAAAGUGUAUGACAGACAGAAGUCUUCCGAACAAGACAUGCUUUCCAACAGCUGCAGUGUAAUUUGUUGUAAAAUAAACUAUUUCAUUAUAUAUA